AUGGUGGUGAAUCCUGAGUGGGGUAGAUGGCGGGAAUCAAACUCUAUUGGAGGAAAAUCUGUCAAACAAAAGAUUCUUGAUGACAAUUGGUGGUCCACUAUGAGAUAUGUUUGCUCUAUCAUCUCACCUAUUGUAGAUGUCAUUAGAUAUGCUGAUACAGACUCUCCUAGUCUUGGAGAGAUAUAUGAGACAUUUGACAGUAUGCUUGGGAAGAUUAAGCAAACAAUUUUGGCCAAGGAUCCUACUUUGGGGUUCUAUGAGCAACAUAUUAGGCCCCUUGUGACACGGAGGUGGAACAUAAUGAACACCCCGCUUCAUAUGGCAGCCUAUGCAUUGAAUCCCAAAUGGUAUGCACCAAAGGAUGGAAGGUUGCCUCCAUGUGACGAUGAUGAGGUUUUAGAUGGGUUCACGCGAGCCAUUGAUAAGAUAUAUAUAGAGGAGCAGGCUUCCAUACUUCGUGCACAAUUCCUUGACUUCACAAAUCUUCGUGGUCCUACAUUGAGUAAACCACAGGCGAGGUUGGACAUAGCUAUAUUAGCCCAGAGAGAACCUAUUGGAUGGUGGACAUGGCAUGGGAGGGAUACACCACAAUUGAAAUUGCUUGCCACUCGCUUACUUUCGCAGGUUGCUAGUUCCUCUGCUGCAGAGAGGAAUUGGUCCACAUAUGGCUUUAUCCACUCUAUCAAGAGGAAUAGACUUACCUCUAGACGAGCGGAGAAGCUAGUGGCCGUGCAUAGUGCUCUUCGACUUCAGGAUCGUCAGACUCCAGAGUAUCGACAGACUCCAGCUUUACGAUGGGAUGUUGAUCCCGAAGAUGUGGCCCAGGUUGAUGAGGAGGAGACACCACAGGGAUUGGUUGGGAUUCCAUUGGACGAGGUGGACAUUGACCAGGACAGUGGCAUAGACUCAGAGGACUCUGAUUUUGAUGCAAUGUUAAGAGAUGCAGAUUAG
Molecule: messenger RNA, 951 nt
Organism: Cryptomeria japonica (Japanese cedar)
Lineage: Eukaryota; Viridiplantae; Streptophyta; Pinopsida; Cupressales; Cupressaceae
Exons: 2
Coding region: 1-951 (316 amino acids)
Molecular function (GO): protein dimerization activity
Source: RefSeq, a predicted model, not a curated record